AUGACUCUUCCCUGCUCACGACAUUGGACCAACAGAGCGGAUGUUCGACAGCAUUCUACCAGGCAGAGCUGCUGGCUGAUUAUCAGCAACGUCGUUUACGAUGUGACUGAUUUUGUGGACUUACACCCUGGCGGCUCUUCCAUCAUCAUGAAGUAUGCCGGCCGCGACGCCACAAAGGCCUACGAAUCCAUUCACCCGGCCGAUACUCUCGCAAAGCACCUGACUUCACGACAAAAUCUCGGUCCUAUUGCUGCGGAGGCCUCAUCUUCGGUACAUAGGCCUCCAAAGCCAGGCAACCGAGAGCUCAAGGCUGUCAAGGCGGCGGUUCCCAAACAGAAAAUGGUCAAGCUAUCCUUAAUCAUCAACAUAGCAGACUUUGAAUCGGCUGCUUCUCGGAAGCUUCCGCCAGGAUCGUUUGCGUUUUUCAAAAGUGGUGCUGAUGAUGAAGAUGCCGUCAAUUGGAACCGUGACAGUUGGAGGGCAAUUCGUUUCCGGCCGCGGGUCCUCCGGCCAGCAGAAAAGAUUGACACCUCAUGCACCAUCUUGGGAACUAGAUUCGCUGCCCCAUUCUUCAUUUGCCCGGCCGGCGGCGGGAAACUGGCCCACCCCGAAGGCGAUGUGCUUCUGACAAGAGCCGCUGGUAGGCAUGACAUCCUGCAUUGGGUGUGCAACAACUCCAGCUGCACUCAGCAAGCCAUGGCGGAAGCACGCCUACCAAAUCAGACGACCUACUGGCAGAUUUAUGCCAUGGCGGAUUUGGUAGUCACUGAGCGUGAAAUCAAGCGAGCUAUUGAGCUGGGUUACAGAGGCUUCGCUUUAACUGUCGACGCUAUCCGGGCGGGGAAGCGAGAGCGUGAUUUGCGCACUCGACUUUCCGAAGCGGAAGAAAUUGAAGAAGGAAGAGGGGAAGAAGAGAGCGAAGGCUUCGCCAAAGAACCGGCGGUUACACGACCGCCAGUCUGGUCCAGUUUCGACUGGGUUUCAGCAGUGGGAUGGCUUCGGCGCCUGACGGACCUGCCUAUUGCCAUCAAAGGCAUUCAGUGUUGGGAAGAUGCAGCCUUGUGCAUGCAUUACGGUGUUCACCCUUGGAUCUCCAACCAUGGAGGUCGACAACUCGACGGAGCACCAUCCUCAGCAGAGACGCUGAUAGAGAUCCGCAAGCACUGCCCCGAGGUUCUGGACAAGUGCGAGGUCAUUGUCGAUGGCGGCAUAUACAGAGGUUCUGAAAUAGUCAAGGCCAUCGCACUUGGGGCAAAAGGUGUGGGUCUGGGUAGGGCUUUUUUGUAUUCUCUGGUCUUCGGUGAAGCCGGGGUCAGCAAGGCGAUUCGUAUUCUCAAUCACGAGCUCGAGACCACAAUGGCACUUUUGGGUGUGACUUCGCUCGAUCAGCUCAAUUCAUCUUAUGUACGUGUCGUCCCAGCUUGA
Messenger RNA from Rhinocladiella mackenziei CBS 650.93, 1425 nucleotides. RefSeq lists its product as uncharacterized. Gene Ontology annotation, molecular function: oxidoreductase activity; heme binding. The record is from RefSeq and is a predicted model, not a curated record. The transcript has 4 exons. Bases 1 to 1425 code for a protein of 474 amino acids. NCBI's taxonomy places the organism in Eukaryota, Fungi, Ascomycota, Eurotiomycetes, Chaetothyriales, Herpotrichiellaceae.